CUCUUGCACGUGCGUACUCGAUUGUGACGCACAUGCUGGGAGUUGGGUUAUGUUCUCUCGAGUUGAAUUUCGACUCUUUCGUUUCGGUCGCGAGUUGAUCAGUGAAAAAUGCGCCUGAUAAUCCCGAAGCCGUUACUUUACGGAUCCAUAGCGGUGACCACCGUCGGCGUUUCGUAUCUGACGAAAGAUUAUCUGGGAGGUCCAAAAUACAAUGGGCAGGAGGAUCUGACUGGUAAGGUAGUCAUUGUGACGGGAGCCAAUUCCGGCAUCGGGAGGGAAGUAACUUCAGAAUUGGCCAAACGUAAUGCAAAAGUUAUCAUGGCAUGCAGGGACAUGGCAAAAUGUGAAACGGAACGCCGAAAUAUUGUACUGGACACAAAGAAUAAGUAUAUUUAUUGUAGGACGUGUGACUUAGCGUCGCAAGAAAGUAUUAGGAAAUUUGUUACGCAAUUUAAGAAAGAAUUUAAUCACCUUAACAUACUUAUCAAUAACGCCGGCGUAAUGAGAUGCUCAAAGAGUCACACUAAAGAGGGCAUUGAGAUGCAGCUUGGGGUAAAUUACAUGGGACACUUCUUGCUCACAAACUUGCUUCUGGACGUCUUGAAAGCGUCCGCGCCAUCCAGAAUUGUGAAUCUGGCGAGCGCUACCUACCGUUCUGGGAAAAUAAAUAUGAAGGAUUUAAAUCUGGAGAAUGAUUAUGAUUCCGGUAGAGCGUACUCUCAAAGUAAAUUGGCUAUAGUUAUUUUCACUCGUGACUUGGCGGACAAAUUGAAAGGAACUAACGUCACCGUGAACGCUGUCCAUCCCGGUAUAGUUGACACUAACAUAAUACGGCAUAUGUAUGCGUACACCAACUUCUUUAUGCGAAUAUUCGUGAAGCCAUUCGCUUGGCCAUUUAUUAAAGCACCUUGGCAAGGAGCUCAAGCCGUUUUGUAUGCGGCGUUAGAGCCUAGUCUUACAGACGUUUCCGGAUGUUAUCUCGCCAAUAACGAAACCAAGGAAUUAUCAGAGGAUGCCAAGAACGAUGACCUGGCAAAGUGGUUGUGCAAAGUCAGUGAAAAGUGGACAAAAUUAAAUAUUUCAUGAAUAAAUGUACGAUAGAAAUA
Vollenhovia emeryi is the source of this 1106-nucleotide messenger RNA. RefSeq names its product retinol dehydrogenase 13-like. The transcript has 6 exons. Gene Ontology annotation, molecular function: oxidoreductase activity. The record is from RefSeq and is a predicted model, not a curated record. The coding region runs from base 109 to 1086 and encodes 325 amino acids. Lineage: Eukaryota; Metazoa; Arthropoda; Insecta; Hymenoptera; Formicidae.